GAUAUUCGUGAAACUAAACAAAACCUACAGUUAGGUUAUAUUUAUAUUUACAAUAAAUUUAUGUGGUAUUAUUGCUUGUUAAAAAAAUGUAUUGAAAUGUAAGUCAUUUGGCGUUGAGGAAAUUAAAUUGCUUCAGAACUAUAAGUAAAUUAUAUUUAUUCACAAACUGCUACAAUAUGAUUAGUACUCGACGAUUUUAUACUUUGGAAGAGGAUAAUUUAAUUCUAGAAUGGAUAAUAAAAACAAAAUUAUUCUAUACUUUGCGUGGUAAAAACUUUUGGAUUGAUCUCUCCCGAUGUAACGUAUUUAAAGAUAGAAGUUGGCAAAGUUUGCAAAAUCGAUUUGAAAAGAAGGUAUAUCCGAAUAUUACAAAUCCUAAUUAUACAAUAUCAGAAUUGGAUAAAGCAAAGAUCAUAUUAGCAUGGCAACAAACUUCUGAUAGUUUUGAUAGCAAUGAAACUGACGAAAAUGAUACCACUGAUACAGAGGAAAAUGAUUAUGAAGAUACAGAUAAGGAUACACGCUGUAAAACAGUAUCUAAUACUGAAAAUGACUGUGUAACUAGUUCUAUGGCAUUUUAUGAUGUUUGAAUAAUUAGUUUUUUAUAUUAAUUAUUAUUUAAUAUUUAAUAAUUAUUAAACACUAGAAUCUAUUAUACAACUAAAUAAAUGUCUAUAAACACAAAAAAAUAUAGAAAUGUAAACAUGAAAUAUCAAAAAUUAAGGCAAAUACCUAAAGUAACAAAAUUAAAGAUUUAUUUAGG
Diorhabda sublineata is the source of this 763-nucleotide messenger RNA. RefSeq lists its product as uncharacterized. Gene Ontology annotation, molecular function: telomeric repeat DNA binding. NCBI's taxonomy places the organism in Eukaryota, Metazoa, Arthropoda, Insecta, Coleoptera, Chrysomelidae. The coding region runs from base 177 to 590 and encodes 137 amino acids. The record is from RefSeq and is a predicted model, not a curated record. Gene Ontology annotation, biological process: telomere maintenance via telomere lengthening; regulation of DNA-templated transcription. The transcript is spliced from 2 exons. Gene Ontology annotation, cellular component: shelterin complex.